Molecule: messenger RNA, 3255 nt
Organism: Colletotrichum gloeosporioides
Lineage: Eukaryota; Fungi; Ascomycota; Sordariomycetes; Glomerellales; Glomerellaceae
Product: NAD-specific glutamate dehydrogenase
Exons: 3
Coding region: 1-3255 (1084 amino acids)
Cellular component (GO): mitochondrion
Molecular function (GO): L-glutamate dehydrogenase (NAD+) activity
Source: RefSeq, a predicted model, not a curated record
AUGUUGGCCUUGAACGUCAAUACUGACCUUCCUACCAUGGACAGGUUUCCUAAUUACGAGGAUAUCUCUCCCACCGAGGAAAUAGGCGACAUGAUGGCGACCGCCGCCCCCCCUCGCAACAAGAUGCUGGGUCAGGUCCAGGCCGACUCGGCAGAGAGCAGCCGCGGCCCCUCUCCCCAACCCACACAUUUCAGCGUUCCCAUGGCUGCUCGCGCCAACGGCAACGGACACAGAGUCCUGCGCUCCGCGACAGUCGGCUACGUUGCGCCCACCUUUGUCGGCAAGCUCGAGCAGAUGGACCAGGUCCGUGGGCUUCUCAAGACUAACGGCUGGAUUCCCGAGGUCCUCGUUGACGAGCAAGUAACGUGGUUCUACGACGAGCUUGGCAUCGACGAUGUCUACUUCAAGAUCGAGAGCCCUGAGGUCAUUGCCAGCCAGAUCACCUCGCUGUACGCUGCCAAGGUUGCCGCGUUCGCGCGCGAGGACAAGCGUGAGGAGAUCAGACUCGACAUGGAGGCCCCAGACCACGCCAUCUACAUCGACACGAGCGAGCCCGGCAAGACUUCGAUCGGCGGCCCGCGAUACGAGCAGAGACUCGAGGCCAAGUACCUGGACCACGUUGGCAAGACCAAGUUCCGCGUCGAGACCUUCCGCUCUCCUGGUGUUCUGGGCGCAUCGCCCGCGUCCAAGGCCACCCUUCGCUGCUACUUCGUCUACCAGUGCCUCUUCAAGCAGAGCCCGGAGACGACCGACCCUAAUGAGACCCGUCUCGAGGUCAUUGCCGACCACGGCUUCCUCCAGAAGGCCACCAACAACACCAAGCAGAUCUACCAGGAGAUUAUCGAGCUUGCCGUCAACAGAACCGGCCCCGUCAUCGAGGUCUUCGACAUCGAGGGCUCUGCCGAGAAGCGCCUUGUUAUUGCCUUCCGCUCUCGCACGGCCCGGGGCCUGUUUUCUGCCCUCUCCGACCUGUACCACUACUACGGUGUCACCAGCUCCAGAAAGUACGUCGAGCAGUUCGCGAACGGUAUAACCGUUAUGAGUAUUUACCUUCGACCUGCUAUGAACAUCGAGGGCAACUUCCCUCCUCUGGACCAGUCCAUCCACCAGAUCACCAAGGAGAUUUCUCUCCUGUACUGCUUGCCCCAGAACAAGCUCCACUCGCUCUUCAGUACCGGCGAGCUCUCCCUCCAGGAGACUGUCUACGGACACUGCGUCUGGGUCUUUAUCCAGCACUUCCUGAACCGUCUUGGUUCCGAGUACGUUUCUCUGUCCCAAAUUCUGGACCAAAACAACCCGACCCAGACCGCUCUCCUGUCCAAGCUCAAGCGCCGCCUGAGGACGGAAACCUUCACUCCCGACUACAUCCUGGAAAUUAUUCAGUCGUACCCUGGCCUUGUCCGCAUUCUAUAUGCUUCCUUCGCUUCGGUGCAUCUUGCCGUCGGACCCGACUUCGACCGCCACUUCAUCGCCCCAACCCCCGCCAUCGAGGUUCUGUCCGAUGCUAAGCUCAAGGAGCGCAUUACUCGUGAUGUCUCCAACGAGCACGAGGAGAUGGUCAUGACUGCCUUCCGCGUCUUCAACAAUGCCAUCCUGAAGACCAACUACUUCACUCCCACCAAGGUCGCCUUGAGUUUCCGCCUGGACCCCUCUUUCCUCCCUGAGAUCGAGUACCCCAAGCGUCUCUACGGCAUGUUCCUGGUCAUUGGCGCCGAGUCUCGUGGUUUCCACCUCCGAUUCAAGGACAUCGCUCGUGGUGGUAUCCGUAUCGUCAAGUCCCGCAGCAAGGAGGCCUACAGCAUCAACGCCCGCAACCUCUUUGACGAGAACUACGGUCUUGCCAGCACUCAGCAGCGCAAGAACAAGGACAUUCCCGAGGGUGGUUCCAAGGGUGUCAUCCUUCUCGACCCCAAGAUGCAGGACCGCGCCGAGGAGGCUUUCGAGAAGUACAUUGACAGUAUCCUCGAUCUCCUGCUGCCUGCCUCUUCCCCCGGCAUUAAGAACCCUAUCGUGGACUUGUACGGCAAGGAGGAGAUCCUGUUCAUGGGUCCUGACGAGAACACGGCAGAGCUUGUCAACUGGGCUACUCACCACGCCCGCGCUCGCGGCGCACCGUGGUGGAAGUCGUUCUUCACCGGCAAGUCGCCCAAGCUUGGUGGUAUUCCCCACGACACUUACGGCAUGACCACCCUGUCCGUCCGUGAGUACGUCAAGGGUAUCUACCGCAAGCUCAACCUUGACCCCUCUACGGUCAGGAAGAUGCAGACCGGUGGCCCCGACGGUGACCUGGGUAGCAACGAGAUCCUCCUCAGCAACGAGAAGUACACUUCCAUUGUUGACGGAUCCGGUGUCCUCGUUGACCCCAACGGACUCGACAAGGAGGAGCUUCUGCGCCUGGCCAAGGCUCGUGCCAUGAUCAACAACUUUGACAUGUCCAAGCUUUCCAAGGACGGAUACCGCAUUCUGUGUGAUGACAGCAACAUCAACCUGCCUACUGGCGAGUUCAUCUCCAACGGCACUACCUUCCGCAACACCUACCACCUGCGCGACACUGGUCUCACCGAUUGCUUCGUUCCCUGCGGUGGCCGCCCCGAAUCGAUUGACCUGAUUUCCGUUAACAAGAUCAUCAAGGAUGGCAAGUCCACGAUCCCCUACCUGGUCGAGGGCGCCAACCUGUUCAUCACUCAGGACGCCAAGCUCCGCCUCGAGGAAGCCGGCUGCAUCUUGUACAAGGACGCCAGUGCCAACAAGGGUGGUGUCACCUCUUCCUCCCUCGAGGUUCUCGCCUCGUUGGCUUUCGACGACGAGAACUUCCUCAAGCACAUGUGCCACGACGCCAAGGGCCAGGCUCCUCAAUUCUACCAGGACUACGUCAAGUCCGUCCAGGAGAAGAUCUGCGAGAACGCCCGUCUCGAGUUCGAGGCCAUCUGGCGCGAGCACGAGGAGACUGGUACUCCCCGCAGCAUCUUGUCCGACAACCUGUCCAACGCCAUCACCACCUUGGACGAGGAGCUUCAGCACUCCGACCUCUGGAAGAACGAGCAGAUCCGCCGCUCCGUUCUCCAGGACGCCCUCCCCAACCUUCUGAUCGAGAAGAUUGGUCUCGACACCAUUAUCGAGCGCGUCCCCGACUCUUACCUGCGCGCCAUCUUUGGCAGCUACCUCGCCUCGAGGUUUGUCUACCAAUUUGGCAGCCAGCCUAGCCAGUUUGCUUUCUACGACUUCAUGGCCAAGCGUAUGUCCAAGAUCCAAUAG